Molecule: messenger RNA, 696 nt
Organism: Gongylonema pulchrum
Lineage: Eukaryota; Metazoa; Nematoda; Chromadorea; Rhabditida; Gongylonematidae
Source: the annotation of a GenBank genome assembly
UAUACCGAAUUUCGGCGCUGGUGCAAUUUCAGUGUACCUGAAACAUGGGAUGAUUUAGCAAAUGAUAUCCCGGAUGAUCGUGUACGCGCCAAGCUCAAAGAGCUUUAUGGGCACCCCGGAAACAUUGACUUAUGGGUGGGUUUAAUCUCGGAACGACGACUAGCCGGUGCUCUAGUGGGCCCAACGAUUGCCUGCAUCCUUGGAGACCAGUUUCGACGCCUACGUGCUGGCGAUCGCUUUUGGUAUGAGAAUGAAGGGGUAUUUACUUCGCUACAACUUCAGCAAAUCCGGAAAUCAUCACUGGCUGCUGUGCUGUGCAAUAGCGGCGACGCAAUUGAUCGUGUACAGAGAGACGUAUUCGAGUACAGAGGUAAUCGGUCAAUGAAGUUUUAUGAAAGUUGCGACGAAAUACCUCAAAUUAACCUCAAUAUUUGGCAAUCGUGUUGCGAAAAAAGCUGUUUUUCGCCUGGCAGCGAGCAAAGCAUGAUACAAAAUAGAAAACGAAGGGCGCAUAAAAUUUAUAAGGAAGAGGGUAUUUGCGAUGCUGAUGGAACAAUGAAAAACGAUGGGGAUGUGUGGAAGAUAGAUGAUUGUACAACGUGUGAGUGCAAGGAAGAGGGUAUUUGCGAUGCUGAUGGAGCAAUGAAAAACGAUGGGGAUGUGUGGAAGAUAGAUGACUGUACAACGUGUGAGUGC